AUGGACAACACACGACACACUUACACGGUGUUUCACCAGGACUUUACAAUUGAUAGGCAUCUCCAGCUAACGAGGGAACUAGGACGUGGCGCAUACGGUAUUGUCUGCUCGGCCAGUUGUCCUGAUUCGCCCGGAGUGGCCAUCAAGAAGGUUACCAACAUUUUUUCAAAGAAGAUUCUCUGCAAGCGAGCAUUGCGCGAGAUAAAGCUUCUGAUUCAUUUUAGAAACCACAAAAAUAUCACUUGCCUAUACGACCUGGAUAUUGUGACCCCAGCGAGCUUUAAUGAGGUGUAUCUGUACGAGGAGCUGAUGGAAUGCGACUUGCACCAAAUAAUUCGGUCCAAACAGCCACUCACGGACCAGCACUACCAGAGUUUCAUCUAUCAGAUCUUGGUUGGCCUCAAAUACAUCCACUCGGCGAAUGUUCUGCAUCGGGACUUGAAGCCGGGCAACCUAUUGGUGAAUGCAGAUUGCGAGGUUAAAAUUUGUGACUUUGGGCUGGCUAGAGGAAUCGACCUUAUUCCAGAAAACAACGCUCUCACAGAAUAUGUUGCAACUCGCUGGUACAGAGCACCAGAAAUCAUGCUGAGUUUCCAAAGCUACACAAAGGCGAUCGACAUAUGGUCGGUAGGCUGUAUAUUGGCAGAACUGCUGGGAGGAAAGCCGUUUUUCAAAGGUGAAUCGCCUUUUGACCAAUUGAAUCGAAUCUUGCGGGUGCUCGGUACACCUAACGACGAUACGUUACAACGAAUUGGAUCCCAUAGAGCACAAGAAUAUCUGCGAGGUCUUCCUUACGCACCACCUAUUCCGUUUGCGACUAUUUUCCCUGAUGCGAACCCCGAAGCCUUAGACGUGCUGGCACGUUUAUUGGCUUUUGAUCCUAUCGAGCGAAUUGGCGUCGACGAGGCGCUCGAGCAUCCUUAUCUCAGGGUUUGGCAUGAUCCUGAAGACGAACCGAUAUGCGCUGCUCCUUUCGAUUUCUCUUUCGAGCAGGUCGAUGACAUCGACGAAAUGAGACAGAUGCUCCUGGAUGAAGUGCAGAACUUCCGGGCCCUCGUUCGACAACAACCGAUCAAACAGCCCCCACCGGAGCUUGUUCCCGCACCUCUCUUGCCAGUGGAUGCCGCAGCUUUCAACAAUUACGAUGUAGAUGCGACGCCUACAGUGACAUCGAAGCCGUGGUAA
Messenger RNA from Wickerhamiella sorbophila, 1185 nucleotides. Its product is annotated as Mitogen-activated protein kinase SLT2/MPK1. The record is from RefSeq and is a predicted model, not a curated record. Gene Ontology annotation, molecular function: MAP kinase activity; ATP binding. The coding region runs from base 1 to 1185 and encodes 394 amino acids. NCBI's taxonomy places the organism in Eukaryota, Fungi, Ascomycota, Dipodascomycetes, Dipodascales, Trichomonascaceae. The transcript has a single exon. Gene Ontology annotation, cellular component: nucleus; cytoplasm. Gene Ontology annotation, biological process: protein phosphorylation; intracellular signal transduction.